AAAAAGAAAAGGAAAAGUAGUAGAGGAAUCUGUGCAUGUUGUAUUGAUAGCUGAAACUAAAUCUUUAAAGUGUUAUCCUCAGCUUACAUUAACGCUGCCACCAAAGAUUUUGUUCCUUCUUUUCAUUGUUUUCCUCCCAUAUUAUACUCCCUUUUUAAUCACCACCUUUGUUUUUCCUUUCCACUCUCUCUAUAUAUUCAAAGGAAAAGAAAAAAACAACAAUUCUUGGGGCAGAAACAAGAAGCAUUGUUCUUUGCCAUGGCAACUAAGCUUCUUUUAGCCUUUGCUAUUUGUAGAUUGAUUGUCACUGUGGGAUUGACCCUCAAACCCAAAGAAAUCCUCCACCUGGGUUUCGACUGUCAACUCAGCGUUGACCCCGCCGACGUUGAUUCGGCUUCUAAAGACUUUGGGUUGCUGACCCGAGUCAAGCCGCUCGCGGUCUUGCAUCCAUCUUCCGCUCUGGACGUGGCUCGCCUGGUCAAAGCAGCCUACGGGUCGGACCAGGGGUUCACGGUGUCGGCUAGGGGACACGGGCAUUCGAUAAACGGGCAGGCUCAGAACCCGAACGGGGUCGUUGUUCAGAUGAGUGGGAAUGGGGUUGGACCUCGGCCGAGGGUUCGGGCUGGAGACAUGUACGUCGACGUGUGGGGCGGGGAGCUUUGGAUAGAUGUAUUGAGGAGUACCUUAGAGUAUGGAUUGGCACCAAAAUCAUGGACCGAUUAUUUGUACCUUUCCGUUGGAGGGACUUUGUCAAAUGCUGGAAUUAGCGGCCAAGCUUUUAACCAUGGUCCACAAAUUAGCAAUGUCCACGAACUUGACGUUGUUACAGGGAAAGGUGAGCUGAUGACAUGCUCAGAAGAACAAAACUCAGAGCUGUUUCAUGCUGUUCUUGGCGGUUUAGGACAGUUUGGAAUUAUCAUACGAGCUAGAAUCUCUCUCGAACCAGCUCCGCAAAGGAUGAGGUGGAUAAGGGUAUUGUAUUCCAAUUUUUCUGCAUUUACAAGGGAUCAAGAAUAUCUGAUAUCAUUGAAUGGCAGCCAAAAGUUCGACUACGUUGAAGGUUUCGUCAUUGUAGACGAGGGCCUCAUCAACAACUGGAGGUCUUCGUUCUUCUCCCCUCGGAACCCUGUCAAAAUCUCCUCCCUUGGAUCUAACAACGGUGGCGUUUUGUAUUGCUUGGAAGUCACCAAGAACUAUUAUGAAUCUACUGCUGGUUCUGUUGAUCAGGAGGUAGAGGCUUUGUUGAAGAAACUAAAUUUUAUACCCACAUCAGUGUUCACAACCGAUUUGCCGUAUGUGGAUUUCUUGGACCGGGUUCACAAGUCCGAGUUGAAGCUCCGGUCCAAGGGUUUGUGGGAGGUUCCACACCCAUGGCUGAACCUUUUUGUCCCAAAAUCAAAGAUUGACGAUUUCAAUAGAGGGGUCUUCAAGGGCAUUUUGGGGAAUAAAAGGACCAGUGGGCCUAUUCUCAUCUACCCAAUGAACAAAAACAAAUGGAACGAUCGGAGCUCUGCUGUGACUCCGGAUGAGGAAGUGUUUUACCUGGUGGCGUUUCUAAGAUCGGCCUUGGAUAACGGUGAGGAGAGCCAGAGUUUGGAGUACCUGAGCAAUCAGAACCAUCAGAUUUUGAGAUUCUGUGACGAUGAUGGGAUCAAGGCGAAGCAGUAUUUACCUCAUUACGCUACACAAGAGGAGUGGAGAGAGCACUUGGGCAGUAAGUGGGAUAGGUUCCAUAAAAUGAAAAUGAAAUACGACCCGAGGCACAUUUUGGCAUCGGGCCAACAAAUUUUCACGCCCACUUUCCUCACCUCUUCGAAUACGGUUUCGUGGUGAUGACCACCACUGACGUACGACGACAAAACAAAGCUUAGAAACAGACAUUAUUUAGCUUACUGACUUAGCAAUACUCUGGUUCUUCAUGUACAUACAAAGGCCAUAUAUCAAAGAUUAGAGGGAAUUUUUGUUUUGACGGAGGGGAGGGGCCUAAGGGGCACAUGUGAUGUUAUUGUUCUCGUGAUUUGAUGAUAAAAUCUCGACAUCCCCAACAGAUUUGCCUUCUGGAUCUUGUCGGAAACUUGUUAGCUUAGCGGGUUCCUGUUCCGCCCUGCGUGGAUUGGAAAUUUGCUGUUUUUACCCUACA
Messenger RNA from Hibiscus syriacus, 2140 nucleotides. RefSeq names its product cytokinin dehydrogenase 5-like. The transcript is spliced from 5 exons. The record is from RefSeq and is a predicted model, not a curated record. Gene Ontology annotation, molecular function: cytokinin dehydrogenase activity; FAD binding. Gene Ontology annotation, biological process: cytokinin metabolic process. The coding region runs from base 259 to 1833 and encodes 524 amino acids. NCBI's taxonomy places the organism in Eukaryota, Viridiplantae, Streptophyta, Magnoliopsida, Malvales, Malvaceae.